Acaromyces ingoldii is the source of this 2957-nucleotide messenger RNA. RefSeq lists its product as hypothetical. The transcript is spliced from 4 exons. The coding region runs from base 4 to 2808 and encodes 934 amino acids. Gene Ontology annotation, molecular function: RNA binding. Gene Ontology annotation, biological process: deadenylation-dependent decapping of nuclear-transcribed mRNA; P-body assembly. Gene Ontology annotation, cellular component: P-body. NCBI's taxonomy places the organism in Eukaryota, Fungi, Basidiomycota, Exobasidiomycetes, Exobasidiales, Cryptobasidiaceae. The record is from RefSeq and is a predicted model, not a curated record.
GGAAUGGGCAACUCUUCGAGCGACCCUUUCGAUCCAACAAAGGAAAAGGCCGCUGGAGAGGGGGGGCUUGAGGAUGAUGAUGACGAUGACGACGCCGCAUUCGAGGAAAAGGUUCGCAAUCUUCGAGCGGGCGCUCAGGAGGACGUGGAGAUCUACACUUGGGGUGGCGAGGGCUACGAUGGCCUCGGUGACCUGCUUCAAGAGGCUGGUGAUGAUCUCAACGACGAUACCUUUGGCAUGGGCGAUGUUGGCAAGGACUUUGACUUCUCGGGUACAGCAGGCGCUGGUGCGACUAUGCCGCAGUCACAGCACGGUGCAAGUGGGCAAGCGCAACGUCGAGGCAACGAUGCUGCUUUUGCCAGCACGCUUGACGACUUCUGGACAAUGCCAGAUGUCAAGCCAAAGUCGAGUGCGUCACCUUUCCAGCAGGGUCAACAGCAGCAGUAUGAGCAGGGACAGCAGCAGCAGCCACCGACCUCGAGAGCACCGCAGACGCUGGAGGAGAUUGAGGCUGAGCUUAGGGCUCAAAGGUCACAGCAGCAGCAAGCGCCCCAGCAAGAGAAGCGACCAUUGACCCUGGAAGAAGUCGAAGCAGAGAUGCUCGCAAGGCGAAGAGGGGCUCAACAAGCUGCACCACCGCCGCCUUCACAGCUUGCAGCGCUGAUGGCACAGGCCCAAGGAGGUCCUGCCCAACCGACCUCGCACAGUCCUUCGUCCUCGCUACACAACAUCAACUUCCCACCCUUGGGCUCCACGCCGCCGCCUCUCGCCAGAGCACAGAUGGGCUCUCAAGCGAGGACAGGAACACCUCCGGUUAAUGACCAGAUGAAUCACUUUGCUCGCAUGAAAUCGCUCCUCGACGCUCUGCCGCCCCCUGUCCAGGGUCGCAUCUUGGCCUUGCCACCGUACAUGCACUUUGGAGCUGUCGAGGGCAUCGCUCGCCAAUUUCCCGCUCUCCUCGUAGCUGGCAGCCCCGAGAAGCUGCCGCAACAGCAAGAGCAGCCUCACCUCUUUCCCCGUUACGACGGUACGCCCGAGGAACAGGGCGCUCUCCGUUACAUGAUUGACGGUGCUGUCGGCUCCAUUGAUGACGCCGAGCGACUGGAGAGAAAGCGCAUCAUCAGGCUUCAGAAGAUUCAAACAAUGUCUCGCCACAAUAAUUGCAUGACAUUGUCGGACAAGGACUUCAUCACACGCAUCCAAGUCAGUCAGCUAAUCACCUCGGAUCCGUACGCCGAUGACUUCUACGCCCAUAUCUUUUUCGCUCUGCGGGGAGGCAAGCCUGGUGUCAUUCAGAAAGCACAACCGAAGGAAGAGCAGCCUCAAAGCCAGGCUCAGACCAACAAUGGGAAGCCGGCGUCCCGAGCCGCCAAGCAACAGCAACAGCGAAAGCAACAGCAGACCAGUCGCCGCGAGACAGCCAUGCAGCGCAUGCAACAGCAAGUGGAACGCAUCGUGCAGAAUCGAAAAGAGCGCAUCGAAAAGUCGGCGCACGGCGCUGCACUCGAAGGUGCACUCGGCCGUGUGAGCCUGAGUAGUACCAAGAAUCCUCGACAGAUGCUCCAAAUCAGUGCCGCCGAUGUGGAGAAGGAGCGAGCGGCCGAUGGAGAUGGCAAGGAUAAGAUUGGACACGCUCAAAAUGCCGUCGAACAGGCGCUCAAAGGUGCGAGCUUGGGCCAGGGAGGCGGAGCCGCUGGCGUUGCCGACGGGAGCAAGCGACCUGCUUUGACCAAGUACGAGGUCCUCAAGAUCCUCGAACAUCUCUAUGAUGUCACGAUGGCUUUGGAGCAGACUCGACGAAACGCCCCUGCAGGCGCCAAUGUUUCCGGUGCGGCGACAGGUUCUGAGAGCGAGACUCAGGAGGCCGACGCCGAGCUGCAGGCGUGGAAGACGAACCGCGACGCCCUUGUUGCGACUUUGUGGAAGGACCUACGAGUCUUGGAGCCCUUGGAAAUUUCGGAUCCCCACCCAUUCAUUUCACUGCUGUCUACGGUAAAGGGCAAGCGGCUGCUUCCCCGUGCCUUGCGUCACCUCAGCUCCGAGCAGACUUUGACGGCUUUGACCAUGGUUGUUGCUUCAUUCGACUCGCUCGACGUCGUUCGCAAUGCGCCCAUCCUUGACUCGGUCAGCAGCGGUCCUGCCAAUGAAGAAAAGCAAGCCGAGGUCAGACGUCAGACGGAGGCUUUCCUGACGUCGGUGGUCCCGUGCAUGCUCUCCCUUAUGGCCACGUCGCCCAUGCAGAUCGUGAGCGGCAUGCUCGCUCUGUUCAUCGAGCGAAACGACUUGGCGCGCUGCGCCCAGACUCGACCGGGCGUAGCAUUCCUCACCAUUCUCCUUUCGCGUGCCGAAUCGCUGAGACAAGGUGUAGGCGCCUCAUCGCCCGACGCUGACGCAGUCAAGACACCCGAGUCGGACUUGGCACAGCGGAAAGAGAUCUUUGAUCUUUUGAUCCAGCGCCUCUGUGCAAACGGUCGCCUUCCUAUGCUCUUCCCUUCGACAAGGCUCCGGGCCUCUCUACCGUUUGGCGCAGCUUACCUCGAUGCCCAGGUGGCGCGCAAGGCCGAAGAAGAAGACGAGCCGGUCUGGAACCUCAUGGCUACCCUGGCCGUGUCUGCCACCAUGGACCAGCAGCACAUCCUCAUCAGGGAAUUGAGAGAGAAGAUCUUGGAAAAUGUCAUCGCAGCAAAGCAGCAGCAGGCCGCUCUUGGUCCUGCAGCCGAUAGCGCUCCACCGACGGACAUCAGGAUUCGAAAUGUCAACUUGCUGCUGCACGCACUCAAUUUGGACGCAACGCAAAUCGCCGUCUGAGAAGGCAGAGAAGGGCGUUUCUGUCAUCCCGUCGUUGACUACGUGGCUCUCUGCCUCUCUUGUCCUUAAAGGAAACCUCAAGUAAAUGUUAAGACAGACCUGCAAUACAGAGAACUGAAAGGAGAAUGGCGAUUGGUUGGAAUCUUGGG